Pistacia vera is the source of this 322-nucleotide messenger RNA. RefSeq lists its product as uncharacterized. The record is from RefSeq and is a predicted model, not a curated record. NCBI's taxonomy places the organism in Eukaryota, Viridiplantae, Streptophyta, Magnoliopsida, Sapindales, Anacardiaceae.
AUGGGUUCUGUAUUGCAAGUCAACCCUACUACACGUACUAAUAGGCAGCAUAGGGGAAGGGGAGCUAUACCUAGGAAUCAACAACACGAAAACUUUGUUAUAAAUUCCCUUUUCCUUAUCAGGAUUGGGACUAAGAAGAAUGGUUGGGAUAACAAAGAUCCAUCUCGUCCGUACUUUGGAUACCCUUAUAACCAUCGAAGACUGUUGAAGUGAUUAAUUCCUAGAAAUUAAGGGGCGUUGAGAACAAAGAAAUUGUUGGAGUUUCCAUUUUAUUUAGUACCAGUACCAACACGCACGGUGUUAAGAAAAAAUCUCUUUUGCA